ACCACCACCACCACCACCACAAUGCCCAGCUCAAUCCCCCACAUCCACCUCCUAAGCAUGGACCCCACCUUCGGAACAACCCUACAAGCCCACCUCCCUCCCAGUUCCCCCAUUAGCACAACCUCCCCCCCCUUCCCCACCAUAACAAUCCACCCCUGCGCCCUCUCCUCCCUCCCCCCGACCACAACCGUCACGGCGAUCGUCUCCCCCGCCAACUCACACGGCCGACUAGACGGGGGCUUCGACGAUGCAAUCUCACGCUUCUUCUCCCCCAAGGACGACUACAUGGCGCUGACCCGCCACGCACAAGCGCACCUGUACCGCACCUGGCGGGGCUAUCUCCCGCCGGGCCACUGCGACCUGAUCCCCAUCCCGGGGGACUUCGCGGCGCGGUCCAAGAACACGUUCGGGACGAAGUUCCUGGCGCUGUGUCCGACGAUGCGCGUGCCGCGGGACGCGCGCUGGGAUCGCGAGAUCGUGUAUAAUUGCGUGUGGAGUCUGCUGUGUGCGGUCGAGAGGCAUAAUCGGGUCGCUGGGGAUGGGGAGAGGAUUGAGAGUUUGUUGAUGACGCCGUUGGCGACGGGGUGUGGCGGCGUGUCGGAGGAGAGGUGGGCCAGGCAGUUUGUGCUCGCGAUUAGGCAUUUUGAGUUGGCUGGGGGGGCGGGUGAGGGUGAUGGAGGAUGGGAAGGGCUGGAUUUGGUGCAGGCGUCGGAGGUGGCGAGGGAGGUGGAGGAGACGUGGGCGGUUUGAGCGGGGGGGAUUAUGGUUCUGGUCAGGGAUCGAGGGCUACCUAUGACUAAGUGAAUGAGGGUUCCAUCGGUGGAAUAUGAGUCCCCCCAUGGUUACUCUGCCACUUGUCCUGAUUCAGUGUGGGUUGCACAAAGAUCGCGGUUACCCUUGAGCGACAGCUGCGAGCCCUGGCCCUGGCGGCUGGAUUGUGCCGCCUUCAUUAGAGGUCACUGAACAUGUUCAAACGGAAGCUCCUAUUUAGGACUCUGUCUAUACAAAUUCAUUUCUCGGCGUACACUACUC
Aspergillus heteromorphus CBS 117.55 is the source of this 1032-nucleotide messenger RNA. RefSeq lists its product as uncharacterized. The transcript has a single exon. The record is from RefSeq and is a predicted model, not a curated record. NCBI's taxonomy places the organism in Eukaryota, Fungi, Ascomycota, Eurotiomycetes, Eurotiales, Aspergillaceae. Bases 22 to 750 code for a protein of 242 amino acids.